AUGGUCCCGGUCGUGUUGUCGAAUGAGGUCUGUAGAAGGAGGAUUGCUAGAGAUGUUGGGACAUUACUAGGGUUGUUAUCACGGCAUGUGGAUGAUCGAAUUGGAGGUGGAAGCAUUGGAUGUGCUGAUAAGAGUUGUGGGAAUGUGUUGGCUUGGUUUAGAGCAUAUGAAGUGGUUAUGCGGAUCUGGUUGUUGGCCGCACUGGCUUAUGAGGAGGCUUGUAUGGUUAUGAGGUGUGGUGAGCUACUAUCUUAUGGUUGUGGUGUAAGAGGGCCGUUGGCGUAUGGAGGGGUUGGUGGUGUCCGGGCCGGCCAAUAG
Messenger RNA from Dovyalis caffra, 318 nucleotides. The record is from the annotation of a GenBank genome assembly. Lineage: Eukaryota; Viridiplantae; Streptophyta; Magnoliopsida; Malpighiales; Salicaceae.